CUGCCGCCGCCUCUUUGUUCCCGAAGGAGAAGGUGACCAAACUGCCAGCCACGCUUCUCAGUUGUUCACUGACACCACACCGUCUGAGAGAGAGCAAGUCCCCAACCCCCUUCUCUUCCGGUCACGUCUCUCCAGAGAAGACCGUGCACAGUGGGCCAAGCCACUCCUUACAAUUGGCUAGCAAGCUGCUGUCAAUAAUUCCGGGUUAUAUCCUGUGUUGUGACCUCAUGGUUUAAGUGGGAAUAAAGAUGAGUAUAAGCAGUGAUGAGGUCAACUUCUUGGUAUAUAGGUACUUGCAAGAGUCAGGAUUUUCUCAUUCCGCAUUUACCUUUGGUAUAGAGAGCCAUAUAAGUCAGUCCAAUAUAAAUGGUGCCCUUGUCCCACCUGCUGCAUUGAUCUCCAUCAUCCAAAAAGGCCUACAGUAUGUAGAAGCAGAAGUUAGCAUAAAUGAGGAUGGCACCUUAUUUGAUGGCCGACCCAUUGAGUCUCUGUCCCUGAUAGAUGCUGUUAUGCCUGAUGUUGUCCAAACAAGACAACAAGCCUAUAGAGACAAGCUUGCACAGCAGCAUGCGGCCGCCGCUGCAGCCGCCGCCGCAGCCACUAACCAGCAAGGAUCUGCAAAAAAUGGAGAGAACACAGCAAAUGGGGAGGAGAAUGGAGCACAUACCAUCACAAAUAAUCACACCGACAUGAUGGAAGUAGAUGGGGAUGUUGAAAUCCCUCCCAAUAAAGCAGUUGUGCUUCGGGGCCAUGAAUCUGAAGUUUUCAUCUGUGCCUGGAACCCUGUUAGUGAUCUCCUGGCAUCAGGGUCUGGAGACUCCACAGCAAGAAUAUGGAAUCUCAGUGAGAACAGCACAAGUGGUCCCACGCAGCUGGUGCUCAGACACUGCAUACGGGAAGGAGGGCAGGAUGUUCCCAGCAACAAGGAUGUCACUUCUCUAGACUGGAAUAGUGAAGGUACACUUCUAGCAACUGGGUCAUAUGAUGGAUUUGCCAGAAUAUGGACUAAAGAUGGUAAUCUUGCCAGCACCUUGGGGCAGCAUAAAGGCCCUAUAUUUGCAUUAAAAUGGAAUAAGAAAGGAAAUUUCAUCCUAAGUGCUGGCGUAGAUAAGACUACCAUUAUUUGGGAUGCACACACUGGUGAAGCUAAGCAGCAGUUUCCUUUCCAUUCAGCCCCAGCACUGGAUGUUGACUGGCAGAGCAACAACACCUUUGCGUCUUGUAGUACAGAUAUGUGCAUUCAUGUCUGCAAGUUAGGACAAGACAGACCUAUCAAAACAUUCCAGGGACACACGAAUGAAGUAAACGCUAUCAAAUGGGACCCAACUGGCAAUCUUCUGGCCUCGUGUUCUGAUGACAUGACCUUGAAGAUUUGGAGUAUGAAGCAAGAUAACUGUGUCCAUGAUUUGCAAGCACAUAAUAAAGAAAUUUAUACUAUUAAAUGGAGUCCAACAGGACCAGGGACAAAUAAUCCAAAUGCCAACCUUAUGCUAGCAAGUGCAUCCUUUGAUUCUACAGUUAGGUUAUGGGACGUAGACCGAGGGAUUUGCAUCCACACUUUGACAAAACACCAAGAGCCCGUGUACAGUGUGGCUUUCAGUCCUGAUGGCAGAUAUCUGGCAAGCGGUUCUUUUGACAAGUGUGUGCACAUCUGGAACACACAGACAGGUGCUCUAGUUCACAGUUACAGGGGAACAGGUGGGAUUUUUGAAGUUUGCUGGAACGCAGCAGGAGACAAAGUUGGAGCCAGUGCAUCAGAUGGUUCAGUUUGUGUCUUAGACCUUCGGAAAUAGCGUUACUGGUUGGAAGCCAUGGACCGACUAUGAAUGUGUACAUAGCCACAAGACUAUCCCUGACCCACGUACUGCUAUAGUCCCACUUGAACCAUGGCCAGUCCACUACAGCCAAAUCUAAGAAAAAUAUAUACAUGCAGUGUAUGUGAACACAGCUGUACCCUGAAGAGGACAGUCUCAUCCCAGCUUGUGAAUUCUGCUCACCAAGUGCUGGGAUCUAACCUGCUGUGCCCCUAAGUAGCAUUUAGAAGUUUGGAUAUGAAAAGCAGAAGAGAUGGAAUAUGCGUUAUAAGAGCAAACCACACAUGUCCCAGUUUUGGAUAUUAAUGACAGCCUUGUUUCUCCCCUUUAAAUCAGCAGACACCAUGGAUUAUAUUCUUUUCCCCCUUCAAUAGUGCGCAGUUUGUAUGUACAGAGAACAUGGACUUAACAAAAACUCGAGGCAGUAGUUUGUUCUUGCUUUCAAGUUUGUUUUGGUUUAGAUUAUGGAUGCAUGAAGUAAGGGAGUGAAUCAUUUUCUUGCUUUUAUUUUUCCUCACCUUUUAAAGAAACAAAAAAAAAAUAUUUUAACUGCAUUCUUUGGAAAAGGUAGAUGUUUGGUACAUUUUAUGGCUCCCAGAGCAUAUAUUCAGUUGGUGCAUAUUGUAGAGGAGUUGGAAUUAAAGGAAACCACAUGACUCUUGUCAUGUUAUUCUCUAAGACACAUCAGCAAAGGGUAUUAUGUUAUCUUUGUUUUGGGCUUUUUGUUUUUGUUCUUUUCGUGUGUGUGUGUGUGUGUGUG
Onychomys torridus (southern grasshopper mouse) is the source of this 2574-nucleotide messenger RNA. RefSeq names its product TBL1X receptor 1 (gene Tbl1xr1). The coding region runs from base 249 to 1793 and encodes 514 amino acids. The transcript has 15 exons. Gene Ontology annotation, cellular component: histone deacetylase complex. NCBI's taxonomy places the organism in Eukaryota, Metazoa, Chordata, Mammalia, Rodentia, Cricetidae. Gene Ontology annotation, molecular function: protein binding; transcription corepressor activity. Gene Ontology annotation, biological process: regulation of transcription by RNA polymerase II. The record is from RefSeq and is a predicted model, not a curated record.